Messenger RNA from Cucumis melo (muskmelon), 2730 nucleotides. RefSeq names its product cation/H(+) antiporter 15-like. Gene Ontology annotation, molecular function: antiporter activity. The coding region runs from base 13 to 2460 and encodes 815 amino acids. Gene Ontology annotation, biological process: regulation of pH; proton transmembrane transport. The transcript is spliced from 3 exons. Lineage: Eukaryota; Viridiplantae; Streptophyta; Magnoliopsida; Cucurbitales; Cucurbitaceae. Gene Ontology annotation, cellular component: membrane; endomembrane system. The record is from RefSeq and is a predicted model, not a curated record.
GUGUUGAAAAGAAUGAGUACUCAAGCAGCACAUAAUGGAAGCUGGGUGUGCCAGCCAAACAGGCAUUAUAGAUCCAGAGGCAUUUUCUUCGGAGACAGCCCUUUCUCUUUUGCAAAUACCGUUCUCUUGGCUCAGCUCUCUCUCUCCUCUUUCCUCACCUCUCUUUUACAAUGCCUUCUCACUCCUCUUGGGGAAAGCUCCUUCAUCUCUCAAAUGUUGGUGGGUCUUGCUCUUGGCCCAUCCUUCUACGGUGGAGACAACCCAAUUCUGGAAGCCAUUUUCCCAUUCAAAAGCUUUUACGUCAGCGAAACCUUUGCCUAUUUUGGUUGCAUGGUCUUCAUGUUUCUUGUUGGGAUUAAAAUGGAUCUGAGCUUAAUCAAAAAAUCAGGGAAAAAGGCCAUGGUGAUCGGAUUCAUGGCAUUCUUAACCCCAAUGUUAUUCAACUUCUUCUUAUCUACGUAUUUGAAGAGCAGUGUGGAGAUGGAUGCUCACUUAAAAAACACCCUCAACGCCAUUGGCGCUUUUCAAGCCUCUAGUUCUUUCCAUGUCAUUGCCUGUCUUUUAACCGACCUUAAGCUUCUCAACUCCGACAUUGGCCGCCUCGCCCUCUCCUCCUCCAUGAUCAGUGGCGCCCUUUCUUGGGCGGGCCUUGUCAUUGGCUUCACCCUCCGCCAAACUUCCAUGCAGCAGCAAGACGCUCUCCCAUGGAUGGCCCUUUGCCUCGUUUGCAUGAUGAUUCUCGUCAUUUACAUUCUCCGUCCCAUCAUGUUUUGGAUCGUUGAGCAAACCAAUCUCUCUGGCAGACCCAUUAAGGAGGUCUACGUUUUUUGCUUGUUCUUAAUGUUGUUGUUUUGUGCUCUCUUCAGUGAGUUCGUGGGCCAACAUUUCUUGCUCGGCCCAAUGAUACUGGGCCUUGCUGUACCUGAUGGGCCGCCUCUUGGGUCUGCCUUGGUUGAUAAACUUGACUCAUUUGUUUCCUCUAUUAUGCUUCCAUGCUACUUUGUCAUAAGUGGGGCUAGAAUCAAUCUCUCCACAAUUAACGUCAGGAGUGCUGUGAUUAUUAAUCUUUUGGCCUUUACUGCCUUUAUAGGCAAGGUCAUUGGGACUAUGUUGCCUUCUUUGUACUGUAAAAUGUCGUUGGUUGAUUCUUUGUCGUUGGGACUCAUCAUGAGCACUCAAGGGAUUGCUGAUAUUCUGAGUCUCCAACAUGGACUGCUCCUCUUUAUGAUAGAUCAAACAUCAUACAGCAUGAUGGUGGUGGCGAUGAUGGUGAUGACAGGGACAAUAUGCCCAAUAGUGAAAAUGAUAUAUAAUCCAUCAAAGAAAUACAAAUGUAUUAUGAGGAGAAGGACAAUCGAGCAUACGAGUGCCACAGGAGAGCUACGUUUGUUGCUUUGCAUUCACGACCAAGACAACACUCCCUCCAUAAUCAAUAUGCUUGAGCUCUCUAAUCCUACAAUUAAAAGCCCCAUUUGCUUCUACCUCAUCCACCUCCUCCAACUCACCGGCCGAGCCUCCCCGCUCCUCAUUAACCACCACCUUCCUGGUCGUCGUGGCUCUAAACGUUGCAACCUCUCUGAUCAAAUCAUCAACGCCUUCCAAAUAUAUCAACAAUUCAACUAUGACAAGGUUAUAAUGAAUGCGUUCACAUCAGUGUCUCCGUAUGCCACCAUGCACGACGAUGUGUGCAUGUUGGCGUUAGAGAAGCGGGUGGCGAUGGUGAUUGUGCCGUUCCACAACCGAAGAACGUUCAACGGCAUAGUAGAGUCGAUAAAUCAGAUAAGGGGAGUGAACAAGAACAUUUUGUCAAAGGCUCCUUGUUCGGUUGGGAUCUUGAUAGACCGUGUGAUGUUGCCGAGUGCAGUGGCAUCAAUUUCGUUGACGAAUAGGGUGGAUUUGUAUAAGGUGGGAAUGAUCUUUGUGGAAGGUCCCGAUGAUCGGGAGGCACUGGCGUAUGCCACUCGCAUGGCAGAGCAUCCGAAGGUAGCGCUCACUGUGGUUCGAGUGAUCGAGCCGAAGCAAAUCAGGCACCCAGCAGACCAAGACCUAGACGCGGAGAUGAUAAAGGAGUUCAAGUUAAUCAUGGCGACGUCUGGGAUUAAGCAUUGCAGUUACGAAGAGGAAAUAGCGAACGAUUGUGUGGGCCUCAUAAAUGUGAUAAGAACAAUGGAGCAUGAUUAUGAUCUAAUCUUGGUUGGGCGUCGCCACGACGGUGACUCAGCACUGUUUGUGGGGUUGAAUGAGUGGAACGAGUAUCCUGAGCUCGGAUUUAUUGGAGACAUGUUGGCAUCCUCAGAUUCGUCUGGAGCUGUCGCAGUCUUAGUGAUUCAGCAGCAAACCAUUGGCGGGGAUCAAGAGUUUCUCGACGAUUUUCGAUGCCUCAUGGAGGAGUCGUUUUCUGUUGAGAUAAAUCCCCUCAACAUUCCAGGUGCAUGGCCCCAAAAACCUUCACUUACCUGAUCCAUUUUAUCCUUUUUCUUUCCUUUUAAUUAAUGUCUAGUCUUUUAGACAGAAUUUCUAAAGUUAGUUAAUUACAUUAUAGAUUUCUCAAAUCUACUGUUUUCCAUGUCAUGCAUAUUAUUUCGCUUUUCAUUCUUUUUGUAUUAUAUUUCUUUAUAUAUCUUCAACUUUUAACGAUAUAUAUAAAUAAAUACUCCCGUGUUAGAAUUGGGACCAUCAUAAAACUCGUAGUUUAUAAUUUAAAAUCAUAUUUUAUUCAAUAAAGUUAUU